AUGACUUUGCCCGUAAACAAGUCCAUGCUGCUUCGCAGGCUCGGGUCCUUCUUCGGGUGCGAGCUCCGGCGCGCGCUGUGCCUCGCCGGAGCCCUGGUCUGUUUUUUGUGGCUCGUCCUGCUCGGCCUCUACGCUGCGGUCCCGGAGGGCGACUCCAGGCCGCCAGCGCUGCGCGGGAGACGGGAGCCCACACUGGCGGCGGUGCCCGAGGAUCGAGAUCCCACCGCGAAGGAGGGCCCUGCCCGGGCGCGCGACCCGGAGCCGGAGCCGAGGAAGCCGAUGCAGGAGGCGCCGGCUGCAGCCGUCGGGGAGCCACAGCCUUCGCGACCUGCCGCUGCCUUCGUGCGAGGCGUCCCAGCAGAGCUGCGGGAGCGCUUUGCGGCGAUGCGGGCCCAGGGUCGCUUCGAGUGCCUCUCGGGCGGGAAGAGCUUUCCGAGUUUCUCCGUGGUCAACGAUGACUACUGUGAUUGUCCGGAUGGCAGUGACGAGCCAGGCACCUCUGCGUGCUCAGGACUUCCGGGACCAGCACUACCGGGCUUUGCCUGCACGUGGUCGGGAGGCGCUCCGGAGCGCCUCGUUCGCCUCGGGGCGGUGAACGACGGCAUCUGCGACUGCUGCAACGGUGAGGCAGCAAUGGCGCAAAUACAGAUGGUGGAGACCAAGCAAGGGAAGUGGACAGUGGUGCAAGACGACAAUGGUGCGGAGUAUGGCGAGCCUUGA
This is a messenger RNA of Symbiodinium natans, 720 nucleotides long. Lineage: Eukaryota; Dinophyceae; Suessiales; Symbiodiniaceae. The record is from the annotation of a GenBank genome assembly.